This is a messenger RNA of Lindgomyces ingoldianus, 1993 nucleotides long. Its product is annotated as cell division control protein Cdc6. The coding region runs from base 50 to 1993 and encodes 647 amino acids. Gene Ontology annotation, biological process: mitotic DNA replication checkpoint signaling; cell division; DNA replication initiation. Lineage: Eukaryota; Fungi; Ascomycota; Dothideomycetes; Pleosporales; Lindgomycetaceae. The record is from RefSeq and is a predicted model, not a curated record. Gene Ontology annotation, cellular component: nucleus. Gene Ontology annotation, molecular function: ATP hydrolysis activity; DNA replication origin binding. The transcript has 2 exons.
UUCCACCCGAGUCCCAAUUCCACUCCACCGCGCUUUCCUAUUGCCCACGAUGCCUCCUACUGUUCUCGGAAAAAGAACCCGCAGCUCCGCGAAUGCAGAUGCGUCUGAUGCCAGCUCUACUGUAGCAACUCGCGCAAAAAGAAGGGCACACUUCGUGAUUCUCGACGAUGCUGAGAAUGAGAACCCCUUUGUCACUCCAAGCAAAAAUGCCCCCGUCAAUGGCAACGCUAUGGACGUUGACGAACCAAUCGAGGAGAAGCCACCGAGUAAACGGGGAAGGAGAGCUGCAACCACGCCUGCUAAACACAGCUCCCCCGAGACGCGACUACCAUUGUCAACCGCCAAGCUUAAUUCACCAUCGAAAGCACCUGCCGCAGUCUCACAAAAACCAGCCCAGGCUACAACGCCCCAUACUCCGCGCCACCGGGACGCGCUCUCAAAGAAGGUCGCGGUAACGCCAAGGCAUCGCCUCAUUGUCGCUGGGCGGCCUCUCACACCUCGAACGUCCCACACACCUUCGACGCCUCGCAAUACUGCUCCCACUGUCUACAAUGAAGCUCGCCAAGUAUUUGCCCGAGGCUCUGCGCCAGCAAUAUUGUUCGGACGCAAUGAGGAGCGAAAGGAACUCGAGGCAUUCAUCUCAACACGCACUAAGGCAAAGAAGUCUGGCUGCCUCUACGUCUCUGGUCCUCCUGGCACUGGAAAAAGUGCUUUGGUCAAUGAAGUCUGCGGCACAAUUAAGUCUGCGGGGAGUGUCAAGACUGGCUACAUUAACUGUAUGAGUGUCAAGGAUGCGGUAGAUCUGUACCGAAAGUUGUUAGAAGAGUUCGUCGAUAUUACCGAAAUUGCAGAAGGCCAGGAGGUCGAUGCUUUAAAGACACUCUUCAUGCAACGCAAGACCUCAUAUGUCGUCACACUCGAUGAAGUGGACCACCUUUUAGAACUUGACACCGAUCUCCUCUAUAACAUCUUCGAGUGGUCGCUCCAACAUUCUUCAGGUCUUGUUCUUGUUGGCAUUGCAAACGCUCUCGAUUUCACGGAUCGGUUUCUACCUCGAUUAAAGGCUCGUGGCCUCAAGCCCCACCUGCUGCCGUUCCUACCCUACACUGCACCUCAGAUCGCUUCUGUCAUUACUUCGAAGCUGAAGGCCUUACUACCUGCGGACUCAAACCAUGUACCGUUUCUCCACCUAACCGCCAUCCAGUUCCUCUCCAAGAAGGUGGCAGCACAGUCUGGUGAUCUCCGCAAGGCAUUUGACAUCUGCCGCCGAGCGAUCGAUCUUAUCGAGGCUGAUACCCGUGAUCAAUACGCGAAGAAACUAACCGAAAUUACUCCAUCUCCUACACCUUCUCCAUCCAAGAUUCCUCUGGUCGAAAAUAUGAAUCUCUCUUCACCAGUCAUUCGAACACCUUCAAAGAUCAAGUCGCAAAAUCCACUCGCUGCUUCCAUGACCCAACUCACGAUUGAGAACGCACCACGAGCCACCAUUGCUCACGUGGCACGAAUCACCGCUGCUGUUUUCAGCAACGGUACAGUUCAACGCCUCCAAAACCUCAAUCUUCAACAAAAGGCAGUCCUAUGUGCUCUAUCAGCUCUAGAAAGGAAGAAACGGAGCUCCGCGGCAGACAGUGUGCUAGCAACCCCAUCGAAGGCCCACAGCACCGCACCAACCAUCAGGGACCUCUUUGAAGCUUACACCACCCUGUGCAAACGAGAGAAUAUCCUACAUCCGCUUACCAGCACCGAAUUCCGGGACAUUGUCGGAAGUCUGGAAACACUCUCGCUCAUAUCAGCUAUAGAAGGCAAGGCAGGGUCACUUGUUGUCACGGCCGGAACCCCAAGGAAGAAGGGUCGCGGCGGAGGAUUUGGAGGCGCUGUUGUUGAAGAUCGUCGUGUUGCAAGCUCUGUCGGGGCGACGGAGCUGGCUGCUGCUCUCGUGGGCCCUGGGAGUGGUAUUCUGAAGGGUAUCUUGGAGGGAGACGAGGCUUGCUGA